Messenger RNA from Haliotis rufescens (red abalone), 1022 nucleotides. Its product is annotated as superoxide dismutase [Mn], mitochondrial. The transcript has 4 exons. Gene Ontology annotation, biological process: superoxide metabolic process. Gene Ontology annotation, molecular function: superoxide dismutase activity; metal ion binding. Gene Ontology annotation, cellular component: mitochondrion. The record is from RefSeq and is a predicted model, not a curated record. The coding region runs from base 66 to 746 and encodes 226 amino acids. Lineage: Eukaryota; Metazoa; Mollusca; Gastropoda; Lepetellida; Haliotidae.
CUAGUUUAAAGGAAAAUAUUAUUACAUAGAAGUAAUCGUCGUUUGUGCUGAACCUGGCCUCAAACAUGUUGUCUGCUACGCUCUCUGCUGUAAAAAGGGCAGUGCCCUCUCCAGCAUGGCUUGCUACAGCAGCCGUGAGGAUGAAGCACACACUGCCAGACCUCCCCUACGACUAUAAUGCUCUAGAGCCCUACAUCUCGGCUGACAUCAUGAAGCUUCACCACAAGAAGCAUCACAACACCUACGUCACAAACCUCAAUGUGGCUCAGGAGAAACUGUCAGAAGCAGAGGCAAAAAACGAUAUUAACAGCAUCAUUUCACUCCAGCCAUCCCUCAGGUUCAAUGGCGGAGGACAUAUCAACCACUCCAUCUUCUGGGAGGUGCUUAGCCCAAAUGGUGGUGGGGAACCGGAUGGGGACCUCAUGCACUGCAUCAAACGCGACUUUGGUUCAUACGAUGAAAUGAAGAAAGAGCUUACUGCAUCAGCUGUGACAGUCCAGGGCUCAGGGUGGGCGUGGCUUGGGUUUAACCCGGUCAGUGGCCGUUUGAGAGUGUCUGCCUGUGCUAACCAAGAUCCCCUGGAGGCUACAACAGGACUGGUUCCCCUCUUUGGCAUCGAUGUCUGGGAACACGCAUACUAUCUCCAAUACAAGAAUGUGAGGCCAGAUUAUGUUGGUGCUAUUUUCAAUGUUGCCAACUGGGAAAAUGUGGCCCGAAGACUAUCAGAAGCCAAACUUGCAGCCUGAAGUUCAUGACUCACGACAAAAACAGUGAACUGUGUAUAAAAUGAGACUUGCUUACCCAAGGAAAGAUCUGUACCUGAUGCUUGGUGUGGAAUGAUGAAAAUUGCAUUUGACAUUAGUAGACAUUGAAAUAUGUUACAAAUAUGAUGAUUUAAUCAUGACUGAAAGAUUUUUGAUGUGGCUUUUAAAACACUGUUCUGCUUUGAAUACAAUUACUCAGUAUCUCAUGGCCAAUGUUAUUGUGGUAUUGUUUUGAAAAAUACAUUUGUAAUAUUCAAA